AUGUAUCCCUCUAGUCAGAAGUGGCAAACUCUAAGAAAGUCAGAUUUUUCCUACGUGACCUCGCUUGCAAGAACAUGGACUGUGAGGGGUUUUUUGCUUGACAGUAGUUCCUGUUAUUUCUUGAGGAUUAUGUUCCUGCUCAAGAAUUUGGACUUGCACAGAUCGAAGAAAAAGAACAGGCCAACCGAACAAUCGACGUACAGGUAUCCUCCCAACCUGUCCUCCCAACACGCAGAGUCGCUCCUCGCCCAGAUCAAGGACUGGCAGCUCAACCACGGCUCGUUGCUCAAGCUCGUCCAGUCGGAGACGGAGCACAGCGUGCUGGCCCGUCCCAUCGGCGUCAGCGUCUUCCCGACCCUGUUCCCCCGGCCCGUGUUCCAGCACGCCCUGGAUCUAGAGUCCACGUACAACGAGCUCUACUGCGCUGUGGCCGAAGAUGAAGAGUGGCUGUGGGACGUCACUAAGGAUCUCGUCCACGUCGAGCCGCUGGCCGCUGCGCUCUGGCACGUCCAUCACGAGGUCAAAAAGGCUGGCUCCGUGCAGCCGCUUUCGGCGGGCAUCUUUCGCUCGGACUAUAUGCUUCACGUUCAGAGUCGAGAUGACAAUCACGAUGAUGACGAUGACGAGAGUAAUCCCCUCGCGAACGUCACGCUCAAACAGGUCGAGUUCAAUUCGUACUCCUGCGCUGGGGGAUCGCACGCGAACAAGGUCGUCGAUAUGCAUCGAUACCUGGUGCGGACGGGGGCAUACAACCACAACAGCAAUGACGAGGAAGAAGAAGAGCGAGAAGAAGAAAAAGAAGAUACCAACCCCAUCCAGCCAUCCGCAAUCCCACCCAACUACACAAUCCACUCUCUCGCCUCCUGCCUGGCCACCGCGCACGCCGCCUACGGCGCGCCCAAAAGCCAAAUCGCGACCAAGACAGCCGUGCUGUUCAUUGUCCAGCCGCGCAACUUCAACAUCGCCGACGAGCGGCCCAUCGAGUACGCGCUCUGGAACAGAGACCCGCCCGUGCCGGCGUACCGCGUCGAUUUCCCCCUCGAUGUGCUCGCCUACACGUCCCUGAGCGAGUCCGGUCGGGAGCUGCUCUUCCAUCCGCCCUGGCUGAGAGGGAAGAACCCCCUGGAGAUUUCCGUCGUCUACAUGCGUGCGGGCUACGAGGCGGAGGAGUAUGAGACGGACUUCACCAACAAGGUGAAAGAGAAAGUGAAAGCGAAAGCGAAUGACAGCAGCAGCAGCAGCAGCAGCAGCAGCAACAGUCCGGGCCGACAAGCGCGUCUCCGUCUGGAACUGUCCCGCGCAAUCAAAUGCCCUUCUCUGCUAGCGCACAUCGCGACCUUCAAGAAGGUCCAACAAGCACUGGCUGUCCCAGGCACGCUCGAGCGGUGGCUGCCACCAGACAAAGCGGCCAAGGUCCGAGAAACGUUCAUGCCUCUCUACCCGCUCGACGACGCCUCCGACGCAGGGCGCACCGGGCGUCAACUGGCGACAAACCGGCCCUCGGCGCGAUCACACGUCCUGAAACCAUCUUCGCUCGAAGGCGGCAGCCACAACGUCUACGGCGAGGCCAUCCCGGGCUUCCUCGCCUCGAUCCCGCAGGCGCAGUGGUCGUCGUACAUCCUGAUGGAGCGGAUCCGGUCGCCGAGUCUGUACAACGUCCUCAUGUCGCCUCCUCCCAGGGAGAUCUUCGCGGGGAGAGUGGUUUCCGAGCUGGGCGUUUUUGGGACGUGUUUGUGGAAGAGGCGGACAAGCCAAAGCAGGAGCAAUAAUCAUUGUGAUCUCCUAGUAAACGCCGUCGGUGGAUGGUCGUUCAAAACCAAGGAUGCGCAGAUCGACGAGAUGAGCGUCGUCAAAGGUUACGGCUGCUUUGAUACCCCGUGCUUGGUUGAUGUAUAA
Messenger RNA from Rasamsonia emersonii CBS 393.64, 1896 nucleotides. RefSeq names its product Glutathione synthetase. Bases 1 to 1896 code for a protein of 631 amino acids. The transcript has 5 exons. The record is from RefSeq and is a predicted model, not a curated record. Gene Ontology annotation, molecular function: glutathione synthase activity; ATP binding; glutathione binding. Gene Ontology annotation, biological process: glutathione biosynthetic process. Gene Ontology annotation, cellular component: cytosol. Lineage: Eukaryota; Fungi; Ascomycota; Eurotiomycetes; Eurotiales; Trichocomaceae.